This is a messenger RNA of Scomber scombrus (Atlantic mackerel), 7703 nucleotides long. RefSeq lists its product as uncharacterized. Gene Ontology annotation, biological process: actin cytoskeleton organization; muscle cell development. Gene Ontology annotation, cellular component: plasma membrane; cortical actin cytoskeleton; Z disc. The coding region runs from base 48 to 7082 and encodes 2344 amino acids. The transcript has 33 exons. Gene Ontology annotation, molecular function: phospholipid binding; actin filament binding. NCBI's taxonomy places the organism in Eukaryota, Metazoa, Chordata, Actinopteri, Scombriformes, Scombridae. The record is from RefSeq and is a predicted model, not a curated record.
CUCAUUUGGACUCCAAAAUAUUUUGUUUUCUUAUCAGGACACUGGCCAUGUCUGAAAGUAUUGUAAGGAAGGUACAGCCCUUCACCAUUGGGACAAGGCUGUCUGUCCCUGCUGUACCAAAAUGCCAGGACUUUGCAGAAAGUUAUUUGCAGAGCCAGAGUCUAGAUAACUGCACAUUACAGCACAACCUGAACUCGCUCUACCUCAGUCGAUCGCAGGUAUGUGCACAUGGCCCCUGCCUUGUCUCACCCAUUGCCAAGCAAGUAGCCCCUGCGGAAUGUAACCAGGAGGACAUGGCAGCUGAGGACCACCUGAACCAGAACGUCGCCUCUCCAUCUGCUGUUUCCAGAUCCAUCAAGAAGAUCACAAUCUCUGGGAGUAAAGAACGAUCAGAGGACAAGGUGUCAGUCGGACCACCACAGCUCUCAGUCACAGGGUCCACAUCUGAGAACAACAAUAACAACAACAACAUCACCAGCACAUCAGAUCCACCUUUACCCAGGAUUGUGGGAGUAAGCUGUGAGAAUAAACCCAGUUCUCAAUUCAAGGUUUUACUCAGAAAAGACAGCAGUGAUGAAUAUCAAGCCAUGCAGGAACAAACCAGUACGAAACUGAACGGAGAGAAAUCCCAACAGAUUUCAGUGCCUGAAUCGCAGAGGAAGGAGGCUGAGAGGAAAGAAAGUCAUUUACACACACAGAGCGAGGGGUCUGCAGCUGUUACGUCCCAGAGUGACUGCUUCACUCAGCGCAACUCUCUCUUCAACAAGGAAGUGCUGCAGGCAGAGGCAUGGAUCAAAGGCAAGCUUCAGGACCUGAAGGAUGGCUGUAAUAUUCAGCGCUGCCCCCUGCAGGACUGGGAAGAAGCCUCGCAGACACUUCAGAGAGACCUCAAAGACUUUGAGAAUACCCUAAUUCAACUCAACCAGAUGGGUGAGCAGUUGAUCUGCAAGCUGAAUCCCACCUCUGACCUUGUGAAGAAGCAGCUCAGCCAGCUCAGGGACCAAUGGCAGACCCUAAAACAGACAGCUGCCAAUCAGACGAAGGCCCUUGGUGGAGCCAAGAACCUGCAGGAGUUCAACAAAAAGGUGGACAAGCUGGAGGCAUGGAUUAAAGAGAAGCAGGAAGAGGAACAGUCUCUGGUAAAUGUCCUGGGGGAAAAUGUCGACAAAAUGCAGCUGACCAGAAGAAUUUUAGAUCUGAAACAGGAUGAGCAGCUAUACAGAAACCUCCACGAGGAGAUCAACCACUUGGCCCUAAAACUGGAGAAACAAGGGAAGACAGAUGGCAAAAACAUCUCCAGCAAGAGGAAACACAUCAAUAAAAUGUGGCUGAAGGUCCAGUCUCAUCUGAAAAACUACCAUGAAAAUCUCCAGCUUGCACUGGAGGUGUCCUCAUUCUACCAGCAGGCUGAUAAUACAUUGUUUGCCAUUAAUAACAUGAAAAAAAGCAUAUCUGCCUCCAAAGAGUUGGACAGCUUCGGAGACAGGGAAAUACGUGACAUCGCCAGUCAAAUCAUGAUGCUAGAUGUGAGCGUGUCCCAGCUGUCUAAUCUGCACCCUGCCCUGGCUGCCGGUGUCACACAGAAACAGAGUGAAGUGAAGGACUGCUGGGCGCUUCUUCAGAAGGUUUUCAGGAGUGACAGGACCACACUCCCUCCCACUGGUUCCACUUUCACCAGGGAAGAUGCUGACCCCCUGACACCGGCCCGCGAACCCCAGGGCAAUGUGGGAAUGGAGACACAAAGGAUCAUGGGAAAAGAGGUGAAAGAAGAGCAGAAUCGUCUGAAAGGCUGUGUGAGUACCCUUGAAUGUGGGAGUGGUAGGAGAACAGCGAGCUGCCAAAGCCAGGAGCAGCAAUCAGUGAACCACACCUCUUCACCCAUGGGAGAUGGCUCGGCCUGUGCAAAUGAUGUCAUCGUCAGACAUCAAUUGAAGGGGGAAAGCAGGAAGCUCAGAGUUGAGCCGAAGCUUGCUGCUGCCCCGCGAGGCCACCCACAGCUUCACAUACAGCUCCAGAAGUUCACCGUGUCUGCUGACAAGACUCUGUCCUGGUUGAAAGACAAUGUGUCCAUGGCCACGCAGGUGUGUUCAAUAGCCAGUGUUGAGGGGCUGGAAUCAGCCAGGAGGUGCCAACAUGCUCUCGAACAAGAAAUUCUCACCAACAGAGCCAGGAUAGAGGUGGUCAAAAGGGAGGGCCGCGGGCUGGUCCGUGCACAGCACCCAGGCAGUUCCAAGAUCGAGGAGUUCCUCAGCCAGCUGGAGGUCCUGUGGGAAGAGCUGCGGAGGAGGCACCAGAGGAAUGCUGUGUUUCUGCAAGCCUCAGAGGAACUGGGUUUUAGGGUUGUGAAAGUGCUCCAGGCCCUGGGCAGCCUGGAGGCCUGGCUGGAGUCCGUGGAGCUUUCCAUGAAGGAGUCUUUGCUAGCUGGUGACCCUGAAACAAUGAGCAUGGCUGAGAGGGAAAGCUGUCUGCUGGAGAAAGAGGUGGCAGCACGCAGCCUGGAGCUCAGCGCUCUCAGGCAAGAGGUUGACCGCCUCCACGGCCACAGUCACCCACAUACACGAGGCUUGCCAGCACGUAUGGAGGAGGUGGAAAGAAAGUACCAUCGUGUCCAAAGUGCCCUGACCCAGCAGAGCUCCGAGUUGCAGGACACCCGAAUGCUGACGGAGUUCCUGGAGCGCGUGGAGCUGGAGGAGAGCCAGGAGCUUAAUGGUAGCCAGUACAGCCUGGGCCAGCCUCUCCACAGUGAGAUUUCUUCAGCUCCUGCCAUGCUGGAGCUCCAAAGCAACAGCAGUGGAGAGCCCCUGAUAGAAAGCAUGGGUGACCCUGUGGAGGAACUACGAGAGGCUGUGGAGAUGCUGAAUGACACCGUGAGAGAAAGAGGCCGGUCGCAGAGUCAUGACCAAGCUAUCCAGGAGCUGCUGAGCAAGCAUGCCAGGCUGGCUGUGCGCGUGGAGGAGUGUCUGUGCUGCAGCAAGGAGCUCAGCCUGGACAUCCUGGAGAAGGAGACAGACAUGGCCGUCCAGUGUGAGCCAGACCGCUGCGGCCUGGAGGCUCUGCAGGAGAAGCAGGACCACCUGGAGAUUGACUAUGAAGUCAUCAGAGAGGAAGUAAAGGAGAUGGAGGACCAGGCUUCUCGACUGGAGGAGCUGUGCCCAGAGCGAGUGCAUGUACUCGGGGCCAAGAUCCAGGCAACGCUGCAGGCGUGGACAGAGCUGGGAAUGAGUGUGACAGAGAACAAAUCACGUCUGCAAGAGUUUGUGCAGCUUCAGGACUUCUUCAGGAGCUACCUCGCCAUGAUCUCAUGGACAGAAGACACCAGGUCGUGCAUUUUCUCAGAUAUCGCCUUGCAUCUUGGAAAAGACGGGCAGAGGCCCUUGGCUGCAGAGCUGGAUAUGCAGAUUGAGCAAAAGUUUGACGAGUUUGACGAGCUGGCGGCCACAGGAAGAAACCUUUUGGAUAAAGAACACCACCUCACUCAGAUGGUAAGAGAGCGCAUGGAGGAACUGCGGAGUAUGCUCGGAUGGAUUUCGGUGCACUGGAGAGCUCAGAAACAACAGUGGCUUCACAAGAAGAGUAGACAGGAGUCUUCACAAGAUAACAUUUACUCUGAAGCCACAAUGUGCUCCCCAUUAACAGAGAGUCUAGCCCCUGACCUGGAGUCUUACGAGUCCCAUCAGUCCCUAGUCAUCACCUCAGAUGAAGACAAACCAAAUGAAGCAGUCCUGCCAUCCACACAAGCUGAGCAGCAGGAUGAGAAGCAGGCAGAGGACUGGUAUGAACUCAUGAAGAGCAUCGGAUCAAGGGGCAGUGAGACCUCCUCCCCAGAAUCUCCCAAACCCUCUGUUGUGGUCCUCAAAGAGGCCAGCAGUCCCUCUUUAGGGGGCACGGUCAACCUUAUCUUCAGCUUUGGUAACACAGGGGACAGCCAAGUUCAAGUGCUUGACCCGCCCGCUAGGACAGAUGAGGUAGUGGAGAAGACCUCUGAGCCUGUCCACAGGGUAAGUACCUACUUGCAUGUCAAGGAUAACAACUUGGCUGUGGCCCCUGUGUAUGAGAGUAUCACUCUGCCCCGCCAAAAGACUCGCUCUGCAGCCUCAGCCUCCCCUACUUUUUUGCCUUCCUCCUCCUCACCAUCGUUCGCAGUGCCUGCGCCCCAGACAACCAACGUGUCCUUCCACCCUUUGACGAGGAGCGGCAGCAGUUCCAUCUUCAGCAGCCUCAAGAGAAUGGGCAAGAAGAGGAAGAGGAAGAGAGAUGCUCGCAGGCACACUAUCCAGAAAAUCAUGGGGGUGGAAGAGCAAACAGAUGAGCCUCAUUACGCCUGCGAGAUGAUCACAUAUGACACGCAUACGUGGCCGCUGAAGGAAGGUAGGAGGAAGAAAAGUACACCAAAGAAUGGGGAUGGAGUAGAAGCUAUGGCCUACAUGAAGAAUCCCCUGCUGAAGGACAUUGAUACAGACUGUGCAGGAGAGUACAGCACUAUACCAUAUGCUGUUUCAGAGGGGCCAAGCCAAGUGAGAGGCCACUGCAGAUUCCUCUCUUUAGGCUCUGUGCUGAGUUUCGACCUACCCAAGGACAUGACCCUCAUCCCUAGCAUUCAGGACAUCAUUACUAUCGCCCCCCCAGAGUCCAAGAAAGGAGCAGGGACCGAUCCAGACCCACACUCCCAGAGACACACAGCCCUAAGCUCUUUCAAACAGACUCGACCCACUCCUGUCGUCACACACAGUUCAGCAGACAUCAGCUUUUCUGAAACACAGACUUCAGCGGUUGUAGUGAAAGAUUUGCCUGAUAUAGACAGCAGUUUCCAACCAUCUCCGCCUUCCCUGGAAGAAGAGGAGGAUCAAACUGUACCAUGUAACGACUUAUCUAAAACCCAGUUCAGCCUCCAUGAGGAUGCAGAGCAGGAAUGGGACAAAAUGUCAUCAGAGGUUAAAACCAGUGCAGCUGUAAGGAUUGGGAACAGCCAGCCUUCCCAGCUCCCUAUUUACGUCAACCAAUCCCAUGCUUCCACUACAGCUGUACAUAAACACGAGUGCCCCAGUGUCCAUACACUGAUUCGAGACUUAAAUGGACACCAGUACCAUAGAAGUGCAAGACCUCAGAGCAUGCGUGAAGACAGUGGACAGUGCCUGAGCCAAGCUUCUCACAUGGUGGUGAAUCUGAAGUCAACAGUGAGUGUUCGUCAGGACUCAGUGGACUCUGGCAUCUCCAGCUCCAGCAGCAUCAAGCUUUGCUCGGAUGCACCAUGUACAGAUAACUCCCUGCCUAAGGGAGUGGUGGGUAGACUCCUGUCCCUUGAGGUGGGAGGUAUAGACUGCACUAAAAUGAAAGAGAACAAUGUAACAUUAUCUAAAGACUCAGAGGUACUAGAACCAGAGCCUGUCCACCUCGACCAUCAGCAGUUUGAAGAGGAAGAAGAAGAAUUGGAGGACAUCUGGAACCAAACUACUAAAUAUAGGCAGAGUAUCUGCUCAGAUAUCAUGUACCAACCCAACCAGGAAGUUUCCAUGUCCUCUGAACAAUCCAAAGAGCCCCUUUCCCGCUCACCUUCUCCUAAGGCCCCGGCCGUACUCUACAGGAACCUGGUCACAGCCUCAGCACCAAACCUCCUUGUGGCUGAGUUCAAGCUGCCCUCCUAUGUCCAGAGCUUGCUGGGUUACGACAAGGAGCAGAGUCCCAAAGGUCACCAACCUCCGCUGACUGUAGGAGACAGGAGGUCCUGGGCCGCAUUUCCUAACAGGGAACAAGCCAGCAAGAGCGCAGUGGUUGUGAACGAGACGGCAUCCGAUCCAGUGAAGCUGCCGGAUGUAGGGGACAAUCAGAGAUACAUUUACCAAUACAGAGAGGAUGAGGAGGAGGAGGUGGAAGGGGCAAAGGUGGGGGAGGAGGUGGAGGAGCACACAGGUUGCUCAAAGGACCAGUCAAUGAGUCUGCUGUCAGUUCACAUGGGUUUGGAUGGGGUCUCUCUUCAAAGCCUGGAGGACAUGGAGAUGCAGGAAGAAUCAAUGGCCACAGGAGGGCGCUGUAUCACUCUGAGUGGAAAGCCUGAGCUGCAGUCUAUGGAAGGAACGCUUGAGAGGAAGCACAAACUACAGCUGGGAGGAAAGAAAGCAGCCUCCAGAGGCUGGAACUCCUACCAUGCUGUCCUGUAUAGACACACCUUGUGUUUCUACCAGGAUAGAAAGGACACACUGAGGAGUUCUGUAUGUGGCCUGCCUCUGAACCUCAUCGGAGCUGAAUGUUCAUCUGCACCAGAGUACACUAAAAAGCCCAACUGCUUUCGUCUGCGGCUGCGUGAUGGUUCUGAGUAUCUUCUUAAUGCCUCCUCACGCUUCAUGAUGAAGAAAUGGAUGAUGAAAAUACAAGCAAACACAGGUCUGAAUGAGUCCGGGUCUUCAAUAUUAAGCAUCCCUGUUGAUCAAGACUUCCCCAUUUCCUCAAAGCCCUCCUUCUGUUCUGGGUGUCACGGUUUGGCCAAAUGCCACUGCUCCUCCCGACAUGAUGUCACCUCCACGUUCUCCAGGCUAAAACCACUGGGCGCCGCCCAAGCCAAAGAGAUUGUUGUCCUCACCAGAGAAUUCAGUCACAUGCCGCAGAGUCACUUAAGGAGUUUGGAUGAGCAAUCGACCAUUUCAUCCUCACAUGACGGCUGCUGCGAUGAUGAUGAUGAUGAUGGCAGUAGUAUGAUGCAGACAGUGACUCACAGACUGUCAGGAGGAUCCAGAGACAACAGCUCAUCCUCCCCUCUCUCCCCUGUAUCCAGCGGUCAGGACUGGCUCAGCAACAAGCGUCGCUCUCACUCCUUCACAUCAGCAACUUACCAGAAGAUCAAGCCUAUGUUGCACACCUCUGGAGGCAGGGGCCUGGAAAGAGGCUCUAAUUACUGUGUGACUCUGGUGGUUGGAGACAAGUCAUCAGACAGCACGUCCGUAAGCAGAAGCACUGAGCCUCCGCUGCUUGCCAUGGCUGGAUGGCAGCAGGACAACUACCAGGACGCUGCUCUGAGGAGCUACGCUAGCUUGCCGCGGCCACGCAACAAGUCCGUCUUUAAAAAGUUCUUUGGGAAAAAAGACCUUUGAGGGUUUUUUAAAAACAAUGACGAUUUUUACAAAUAAAGGAUUUUACAAAUAGUUUCUAUUGUGCAGUGCACAUGUUUGUUUAAGAGCAAAAAAUGCUACUACUGACUAUAUUUAUGAUCGGAAGAACUACCACAUUUUUAUUUUUGAUGUGCCUUAAAAAAUCACUUCAUGGGCUGAAAAGUAUUUACAAUACGAGUGUGUUCUUUUUCAGUUUUUUGGUUCAUGUGAAAGGAACAAUACUGUGUGAGUGUGCACUGUAUAGCUGUAGAUUUGAUUAACUCAAAGACACGUUUUCCCACCAGUCUUAAUUUUGUAUUUGUCUUUUGUAUCUUUUUGGAUUGUUGUGUUAUUGGGUUAACUGUCAAUGUACAAAAACAGCAACAGCUCAGUUAGAAAUCAGUUUAGAAAUUACAUUUGCAUAGAAGUGAUAUCACCACGACUCAAUAGCCUUUUAAUAAUAUACUGAACUCAUACAUUACUGCACUAGAUCAUCACAGCUCCCUUUCUUCACAUGUACAGUGUGUGGUGCACCAAACCCUUUCCCUUAUACUUAUACAAAGAUCAGCAGUUUGAUACUGCUUGCGCUUGUUUGAUAUUAACACUUCUUAAAUACUAAUUGUA